AUGCAAUUCUCUACUCUCAUCUUCACCCUUGUUACUCUGGGAUUUGCUACGGCUGAGCCCAUUCCAGCCGACGUGGGCUUGGGCUCCGAGCCACUUGUCGUUCGAAACAUCCUCAUGCACCCACGAGCGGAGAUGGUGUCAUGCUGCGUUGCCAACUUCAAAGGGAACUGCGACUGUGGCUCCUGUCCCAUCACUCAAUGCGCAGUAAGUAUACUGAUACAAGUAGAAUCCAAACCCCGGGGCGGUUCAGGAGCUGUUGCUAAUAAAACUGCGCAAAAAAAGUACGGCGGACGAGGCUGCAAAUGUUAA
This is a messenger RNA of Pyricularia pennisetigena, 309 nucleotides long. RefSeq lists its product as uncharacterized. Bases 1 to 309 code for a protein of 102 amino acids. The transcript has a single exon. The record is from RefSeq and is a predicted model, not a curated record. Lineage: Eukaryota; Fungi; Ascomycota; Sordariomycetes; Magnaporthales; Pyriculariaceae.